AUGGUUAUCAGACAUUAUGACGAGCGUCGAUAUGAUGAAACAGGACUUGACGACCUCAGCCUCAAUCCCAUUGAAACUGAAGGAGCCCAUUUAAUACCAUCUUCCUACGGUAAUCAGAACUCGAAUGAGCUAUUACCAAACGACCCGAAUCGUUCAUGGGAGAUUUUAUUUCGAUGUUUCCCUACACUCAGAACUAUCGGUUUCAGACACACCAACCCGGACCUGAAAAAUCCUGAAAACGGCUUAACUCUGUCCAACUGGGUUCACAGAAGAUUUGGCGAAUUCAAACUAGCUUUUAAAGCCACAGAUAUACCAAACGAAUACCGGCUCGAGAUUUUCGGUAGACUUGAGGCUGGAUUCCGAAAAAUGCUACGUGAUGUAGUGACUUUCGAGAACCUCGACCAAGAAGAGAAUCAUGAGCUACCAUCACCAGAAUUACUGGAUUGUCAUUACCGGUUGUGUCAUAUCUUGCACGCUUCCGGGAUGGCAAAGUCAUUUGAGUAUGAUUUCAACAGAUGGGAGCAGAUUAAAGAAUCAAUUCAUGAGCUAAGAGAGGAUGGGAAAACGGAUGUCGCGGAUUUUCUGAAAGCAUCAUUCCUAUACGAUUCCGUCCCUGCAUAUCCU
Penicillium brevicompactum is the source of this 624-nucleotide messenger RNA. Its product is annotated as HNH endonuclease signature motif containing protein. The record is from RefSeq and is a predicted model, not a curated record. Lineage: Eukaryota; Fungi; Ascomycota; Eurotiomycetes; Eurotiales; Aspergillaceae. The annotation marks the transcript as partial. The transcript has 4 exons.